AUGGCGGCCCUGAAAAUCGCGAACGUCAACUGGCAAUCCAACCUAAAUCAAGCUGCACACCACACCGCUGACUACAGCAGCACAGACACAAUCCUGCGGAGAGGACAGGCCUUCAGCAUCACUCUGAACCUCCGAACAACGGUGCGAUCUGGGUACCACCUCACCUUUGUUGCAAGCACAGGACCAUCUCCAGAUGAAUCACAGCAGACCAAGGCCGUAUUUAACCUUUCGGAGGAGGGUGCCACUGGCUGGAGUGCAACGCAAGAGCCCAGUGAGCCUGGCUGCAUGAACUUCAAAAUACUCAGCCCAGCCAACGCCAUCAUUGGACGAUACAAACUCAAACUCCAGACUGUUUCUGGGAACAAGGUCUCUUCCACACUCCUGGGCCAGUUUGUGCUACUCUUCAAUCCCUGGUGUCCAAGUGACGAUGUCUAUAUGGCUAAUGAAGAGGAGCGACAGGAGUAUGUCCUGAAUGACAGUGGAAUCAUAUUUCAGGGACUGGAAAAAUAUAUUCAACAAGAAGCUUGGAACUAUGGACAGUUUGAAGAGGAUAUCCUUGAUAUCUCUUUGGCUAUACUGGAUCGAAGCCUGAACCACCGCCAAGAUCCAGCUGCUGAUGUUGCCAACCGAAGCGACCCCGUCUACGUGAGCAGGGUUGUCAGCGCUAUGGUUAACAGCAACGACGAAAAAGGAGUAGUGGAAGGGAGGUGGAGUGAGACGUACUGCUCAGGAACCAACCCCCUGCAGUGGAGUGGAAGCGUGACCAUCCUGCGGCAGUGGUACCGGGGCAGAUACAAACCUGUGCGGUAUGGCCAGUGCUGGGUCUUUGCAGGAGUGAUGUGCACAGUGCUGAGGUCCCUGGGGAUCCCUACUCGAGUUGUCACGAACUUCAACUCUGCCCACGACCGGAACGUAAACCUGAGCAUUGAUAAGUACAUCGACACCUCCGGAAAGACCCUGCACUUCACUGAAGACUCCGUGUGGAACUUCCACGUCUGGAAUGAAAGCUGGUUCAUCAGAAGAGACCUGGGCUCGUUUUACGAUGGAUGGCAGGUUCUGGAUGCUACACCCCAGGAAAGGAGCAAAGGCAUCUACCAGUGUGGUCCUGCUUCCACCCGAGCCAUCAAGGAAGGGGAUGUGAACCUGGAUUAUGACAGCUCCUUUGUGUUUGCAGCAGUGAAUGCUGACUACGUUACCUGGAUUCACUACAGCAACAAAAGAAGAGAAAGGAUUUAUUCUGAUACUAAGAAGAUUGGAAAAUUCAUCAGUACCAAAGCUGUGGGCACCAACUCCCGCGUGGAUAUCACUGCUAAUUACAAGUAUCCAGAAGGCUCCUUGAAAGAAAGGAAGGUGUAUAAAAAAGCACUGAAGCUGCUCGGUGUGAGAAGCACUGGAAAAAGAACCAAAAUUAGAAGGCGUAGAAGACGACCUUCAGCAGCCCGGAGACCAAACGCGAUGCCGCCUGCACGACCCAGCAUCUCAGGGAAGCUGAGCCUUGACGCACCUCCUGUCAUUGGCCAGGAUAUCUGCCUUUUCCUGGUGCUCAGGAACUUGAACGCAGACUUCAAGACCGUAAAGGUUAAACUGAGGGCUUCAGCUGUCCUCUACACACGAAAACCAAAGGCCGAGAUUUUGCAGUUGUCCAGGUCCAUUAAACUCGGAGCUGAAGAAGUGAAAGAGAUUUCAUUCAAGAUCUCCCACUGCCAGUACAAAAACUCUCUGCGGGAUGACAGGAAGAUCCUGGUGACUGCUCUGUGUGAAACCAAGCAGGGAGCCUCGCUUCUCGUGGAGAAGGACGUUGUACUUCAGGAUCCUUUUCUCACCAUCAAGGUCCUUGGUGCAGCAGUGGUACACGAGGCUGUUGAUGUGCAGGUCACCUUCACCAACCCACUGUCAGAAGUGGUGACAGGCUGUGUGCUGAGGGCAGAAGGCAGCGGCCUGCUCAGAGAGCAGCUCCGAAUCGACGUGGCGAGAAUGGCCCCCAUGGAGAGCUCCACAGUCCAGUUUGAGAUCACUCCCUACAAGAGUGGCACCAGGCAGCUUCAGGUGGACUUGGUUUGCGCCCAUUUUUCAGACAUCAAGGGAUUUGUGAUGCUUGAUGUGGCUCCUGCCCAGUGA
Messenger RNA from Eurypyga helias (sunbittern), 2118 nucleotides. RefSeq names its product protein-glutamine gamma-glutamyltransferase 6-like. The coding region runs from base 1 to 2118 and encodes 705 amino acids. The transcript is spliced from 13 exons. Gene Ontology annotation, biological process: peptide cross-linking. Lineage: Eukaryota; Metazoa; Chordata; Aves; Eurypygiformes; Eurypygidae. Gene Ontology annotation, molecular function: protein-glutamine gamma-glutamyltransferase activity. The record is from RefSeq and is a predicted model, not a curated record.